UUCUCCAGCCGUUAGGAAACGAGGCAAGAAAGAUAAAAAAGCCCCCCUUUUUCAUCACCGCCCUCUUCUUCCGCCGCCGUAACCAUGGCCCCCGCCGGCGGAAGCGACAAGACGGGAGAAUCCGGCGGGUCGCCCAUGCGCCAUGGCGUCGAUCGAAGUGCUGCUGGUGGUGGUGGUGGUGGUGCGGCAGCAGAUCAGGAUCUUGGGACAGAAUCUGGUAUUGGAAAGAUGAAAGCAGCAGUUAUGUCCAAAAAUUUGAUAAAACUGGAUGGGACUGGAGAACAUAAGGUGGCAUACGAUGAUUAUCAGAGGAUUUUAAAGGAGAUUGAAGACCUGAAGGCUGAAUUAGAUGAGGAUGUGAAAGAGCUUGGAUACUGUGAGGCGAAUCAGAAGCUGAGAGCUGAGCUGGCUCUUAAGGCGAAAGAGAUGCAGUGCCUGAGGAAGCAGAAUGAGGAGAUGCAAUGCAACAAUGAUGGAAUGAGAAAGCAGAAUGAUUUGCUGCAGGCCAAGAGUGACGUCAUGGCGAAGCAGAAUAAGGAGCUGCAAGCCAAGAAUGAUAACCUGGUGAAGGACAAUGAGGAGCUGAGAACCAAUAUAGACAAAAUGGGUAAGCGGAAUGGAGAGCUGCAAGCCAAGAAUGGUGGCCUAACAAAGUGGAAUCAGGAGCUGCAAGCCAAGAAUGAUGGCCUGAAGAAGCAGAGUGAGGAGCUGCAAGCCAAGAAUGAUGGCCUGACAAAGAAGAUUGAGGAGCUGCAGGCCAAGAAUGUCAGCUUGGUGAAGCAGAACGAGGACUUGCACGCCAAUAAUGACAGCAUGUGCAGGCGGAAUGGGGAGCUGCAAGCCAAGAAUGGUGCCCUUAGUAUGCGGAAUGAGGAUCUGCAAGCGAAGAAUGACAACCUGACAAAGUUGAUUGAGGAGCUGGAAGACGAGAAUGACGCCCUGGAAGAUUUGAGUGGAAGUCUUGUGAGGAAAGACCGUCAAAGUGAUAAUGAACUACAGCAAGCCCAACAAGAGUUGACUAUGGGUUUGGAGGACAAGUUAAAUGGGCAGACAGCUAUUGGGAUCAAAAGAAUGGGAGAACUUGACAAGAAGCCAUUUCAAAAUGCAUGUAAGAGAAAAUACAGAAACAUUGAUUACCAGACCAAAGCUGCAGAGCUGGUGUCAAGUUGGCAGGAUGAAUUAAAGAAUCCAUCCUGGCAUCCUUUUCUGGUUGUUCAGGUUAAUGGAGAGGAUAAGGAAGUUCUAGACAAUGAUGAUGCAAAACUGAAGCUCCUGCGGUUUGAGUACGGCAACGAUGUGUGCAACGCAGUGAAGACCGCACUGAUGGAGAUAAACAAGUACAACCCAAGUGAGCGGGAUCUGGUGCCCGAGUUCUGGAACUUCAGGAAAGGCCGGAAGGCGACGAUAAAGGAGGUGCUCUACCUGUUCGGACAGAUGGAGAUGACGACCAAGCGCAGGAGGGUCUGAGGCACCCUGGCCUGCGUGACCACCAAGCUAAUAAGCGCCAUUGGUACCGUUAUGGGAGCCCGCGCUGCUGGAUCCCCUCCUGACAUAGGAAACGUAUCCUCUGCGUUCCUUUGUGUAACAACAUUACAAGCAUAUGUGAUAUGUGCAUGUGGUGCUGUUGCCGCUUCCGUCCUAAAAACUGAUGUGAUCUGCUAACUGAAUGGUACCAAUCCGUGGCUUUCGUGCUCUUCUUAGGUGUCUGUAUAUUUGGAGGUGUACAUAUGUAGUAGUGCAAGUGCUGACAAGCUUGGCUCCUCUUGUAAUCGGUUAAUCAUGAUGUCUGUUUUCAGCAUUUGUACCGUACUUUAGUUACCUGAUGUUGGUCUAAUGAUGCUUGUGUUCAUUUGUUUAGAAAAAAAUCUGUGCAAUAGCA
Messenger RNA from Panicum hallii, 1879 nucleotides. RefSeq names its product factor of DNA methylation 1-like. The coding region runs from base 85 to 1467 and encodes 460 amino acids. The record is from RefSeq and is a predicted model, not a curated record. Gene Ontology annotation, biological process: gene silencing by siRNA-directed DNA methylation. The transcript is spliced from 5 exons. Lineage: Eukaryota; Viridiplantae; Streptophyta; Magnoliopsida; Poales; Poaceae.